Liolophura sinensis is the source of this 2815-nucleotide messenger RNA. RefSeq lists its product as uncharacterized. Gene Ontology annotation, biological process: cell-cell adhesion. Gene Ontology annotation, molecular function: cell adhesion molecule binding. Lineage: Eukaryota; Metazoa; Mollusca; Polyplacophora; Chitonida; Chitonidae. The coding region runs from base 316 to 1743 and encodes 475 amino acids. Gene Ontology annotation, cellular component: cell-cell junction; plasma membrane. The transcript has 12 exons. The record is from RefSeq and is a predicted model, not a curated record.
UAAAAAUAAAAGGAAAUAUUUAGUUAAUUUAAAAUGAGUUCUUCCGCGUGUACGUAAAUUAAACCAUCUACAAAGCAGAGACGGCAUAAAUGCAUGGCUGUAAUUAGAGGCUUUUCAGUAGGCCAGUCUGUGUGUAUACAGAUCUCUCACAUAUAUACACUACAACGGACGUAUCGAUAUAGACUGACAACUCUUGAUGGUGUAGCGGUAGACCUACUUAUGUGACCACAGCAACACAUAGCGUUUUUGGUCUUUCCUGCCCAGCUACAAUAACUUAAGUAGGCCUAACCCGUGACAUGUGUACCAACCAGAUACAUGGCGACCGCUCGGAAAAGCGCGAUAGCUGUUUACGUACUGAUUGCGACACUAGCCUGUUUCUGUGAAAACGCAGAAGGCAUCGGUGACUAUCUCUGUGAAAACGUAGAAGUGACCGAUGGACAGCCAGUUAUUCUCAGCUGCAACAUAUCCCUGAACAUCACCCAAGUCACGUGGUGUAAACAGAGUGACGGGAUCUCCGAUAUCACGGUGGCCAAAAUCGAAGAUGGUCAAAUAACAGUUAGCUCCCCAUGGACGAGCGGAGAUGUGGAACUUUACCAAAAGUUGUGGAUAAAGAUCAAGAAAGCGUCCAUGACCAGAGACGACGGUGUGUUCUGGUGCAAGGGAAACGGUUUCAACGGCAGAGUAAUAGUCAGGGUUAAGAAAGUAUCACGACCAGUGCGCCUGUCUGGUCCUUCAUUUCCGGUUAAGGGCGAUACCAACGUCACAUUCUUCUGCACGAUCCACGGAGGCGAACAACCAUUUCACAUGGAAUGGUACAUGGGUAACUCGAAAACUCGAAUCUACAGUGAUGUCGGAGAAAAUGGGCGGACCAGUAAUGUGAGUGUCGCGAUAACGGGAGACAUGCACGGUGAGGAGAUCGUCUGCGAAGCGGAUGUGUAUGGAGAACGUGUUAUGGAGAAAAUAGUCGUGGGUGUAAGCUGCAAACCCACCGUCGUCAUGGAAAUAAGCCCACGUGACUAUAAUCUGGAUGAUGACGUCAGGCUGAUAUGCGAUGUCAGGGGCAGACCUCCGCCGGAAAUAACGUGGCUGGUCCGCUUGAAUACCGGGAAGAAGGCCAUAAAAAGCCCCUUUAAGCAACGCGACAGUGCUGAAGACAUUUUUGCGAGCAAAGACACGACCCUUCGUGGAGCAACGGCGACAUCUUAUUUUAAAGAGGGAACAAGGGAAGCUGCCAAUGGCAUGGUUAGAAAAUCCAACAGGAGGACUUCGAUCUACCCCCUUCGCAAUUUGAAGACCACUGAUUUAGGUGCCUAUACGUGCAUAGCUCACAAUGUAAAUGGCGUCGACAGUGAUAUGUUGAUCAUAACAGUGUCAGGUUUUGACGAUAUUAAGAUGGUCAUUAUGUUUGUUCUUACGAACUCCUUCGGACUCUUCGUCUUUGUUUGUGCAAGCGUGUGUGUGUACAGAUAUUUGAAAGGUAAAAGGAAGAAAUCAAACUCUAUAAGGAGAGUCAGCGAGAUAGAAAUGGCGGGAGAUACGGGCACAGCUCGAAGUCCUCCACAUAUUCCCAUACCGGAUGAUAACACGUAUGAUAAUUUCUCUGACGACUAUCAAACUAUGAACGACGUAAACGAGUCUCGCACCAGAACAGACGAGACCUCGUACGAGGCACACACCGCUCCAAAGGUGAUUUACCUAAGGCGUAAAGAUGAUGAGGCAACAGAAACGGUUCAGAUGGAGUAAUACUGCGGAGGGAAGUUGGGGAGCGGGUUGGGCGGGUGGGAGUGGGUAGGGGUAUUUGGAGGCGUGUUACGGAUAAGAACUUGCCAUGUUUUAUACAGACAAAAAGUACAUUGUGCAUAUGAUAGCCCUGUGAUUAUUGCUAUUAUAUUUUUACCACAAGAAAAUAUCAUUAACAACUGUAUCAAUAUGGCUGGUGUGCAUGUCUUUUUUUAAAUAAUUAUCACCAGGCAGCGAUGUUGAAGUACAUUUUUCUGCAGACGUUAAUGUCCAGUAAUCGUUUCAGUUUGAAUAAUUCAGCAAGCUUACAUGUACAUUACGCAGAUAUAAUACCAUUGUUACUUUUUGUAAACAUUUGUAUGUUGAAAAUUAAGUUAUAGUAAACCUAGUAACGAGUUGAACGCUAAAAUAGAAAAUUUGCUUUACUUUGACUGAUGACUCACAACAGGAUAGGUUAAAUGUUGGUGUACCGCCGUUAUAGUGUACCAGAUUUACUGCAUUUGACUCAGAAUGUCGCCAGUGUUGGUGUACCACCGUUAUAGUGUACCAGAUUUACUGCAUUUGACUCGGAAUGUGGCCAAUAUUGGUUUUGCCGUUAUAGUGUACCAGAUUUACUGCAUUUGACUCAGAAUAUCGCCAGUGUUGGUGUACCACCGUUAUAGUGUACCAGAUUUACUGCAUUUGACUCAGAAUGUCGCCAGUGUUGGUGUACAACCGUUAUAGUGUACCGGAUUUUCUCCAUUUGACUCAGAAUGUCACCCUUGACUGACAUUUGCCCCAUGCUGAGAGUUAUAUGAAUGGUGGAAAAAUAUUUCGAGGUGCGUCCAACAUCAGCGAUUGUAAAAAAUAUUUUACAUACAUCCCAUCUUCGUCAGGCUACAGUCAUACCGUUGAAAAAAAUACAUAUAUUCUCAGUGCUUUAAUAAAAUAAAGUGAAUUUCUCAUAGUUGUUUCAGCUUUGAUUAUGCAAUACUGUGAGGCAUGGUUGUGUGCACAUAUAAUGUUUCAGGGACAGAUUGCAGAAUGCUACUCAAGGUUUGGGUUCAGUGCGGGCUUUGGACAGGCAGUGGUUAGA